AUGGUACUUUCAACCUUUGAUAAGUACAUACCGUACAUUACAAUCUUUUAUAGAGUAAGUUUUCUAAUUGGACUUCUAUCGUUAUUGUUUGCAAAAUUCGUCCUACCAGAGUUUCUACAAUAUGGGAAAACACUAUAUCCAAUAAAGAAAUCUGACAAGAAACUUAACCACAAAAACUCAAAACUGAACACGAUAAUUCAUUACACAGUCCCCAAAGCAUACUUCGCUCAUUUUUAUAUUCUUUCGACAGUACUUUCACUUAUAACCUGCGCUUCCUACGCUGGAUACACUUUACCCUGGCUCGUACUAUUCCACUCUAUACGAAGAUUAUACGAGACGCUGUAUGUCUGUAAGUAUACUAAUAAGUCUAGGAUGAACUGGUCACACUAUGUUGUUGGUAUUUGGUUUUAUUCAGUCUUACAUAUAAUAUUGAAUAUUAAACUUAAACAGGGCAUAAUACUGAGUGAUUUACACAAAUAUUCAUCUGCUCUAUUUAUUAUUGCUUCAUGGGAUCAAUAUAUGAACCAUAAAGUUCUAUCUGGGUUGGUAAAAUAUUCCUUACCAAAAGACAGGCUAUUUAAAUUGAUAUCUUCUCCUCAUUAUUUAGAUGAACUAUUAAUAUACGGUUCAUUCAUAUCAUACAAUGCAGAAUUUCUUUGGCUUGUUGUCUGGAUAUUUACUAGUCUUGCCAUAUCUGCUAUUGAAACUCAGAGAUAUUACAAGAUUAACUUCCCUAACGACAAAAUAGCACCAUAUGCAUUCAUACCCUUUCUCCUCUAG
Maudiozyma barnettii is the source of this 780-nucleotide messenger RNA. RefSeq names its product putative polyprenol reductase (gene DFG10). NCBI's taxonomy places the organism in Eukaryota, Fungi, Ascomycota, Saccharomycetes, Saccharomycetales, Saccharomycetaceae. Gene Ontology annotation, biological process: dolichol-linked oligosaccharide biosynthetic process; polyprenol catabolic process. Gene Ontology annotation, molecular function: 3-oxo-5-alpha-steroid 4-dehydrogenase activity. Gene Ontology annotation, cellular component: endoplasmic reticulum. The transcript has a single exon. Bases 1 to 780 code for a protein of 259 amino acids. The record is from RefSeq and is a predicted model, not a curated record.